UUAGACGGACUCACGGAAAGAUUCCGCGAAGCCUGCCAGGCCCGUCACUCCUGCAAGAAAAAAAAGAACGAAACCAAACAGAGCACCAGUCCUUCACUUCUCCCCCUCGAUAGGGCACGGCGGCACGCCGGCACGCCGCCACAGCUGAGCCGGUACCCCGCUCCUCGCCGCUAGCCUGCGCCCGGAUCCUCGCCGCCCUCCACCCCCUCCACCCCCUCGUCCACUUCCUUCCCUCUACCUUACCGGCAAGAUUUCAGAAGGUAUCCAACGCCGAGUGCCUGGCCGCCGGCCGCCGCCCGGUUCCCCGCUCGUCGCCGCCAUGCCCCUUUAACCUGUGCGACCCUCGGCCUCGUGCGCUUCCCGUCGCUGCCUCAGGAGCAAGAUGUCGAGCACGGAGGAGGUACCGAUAGAAGAUGCAGCGGGGGAGUGGGGAAAUAAUCUGGCAUCGAAGGUCGAAAAGAAACCGGCGCCGGAGAAGGACAAGAAUUCAACAAGGGAGGACGGCGGAAUCGGCGUCAACCUUAUGCUGGGCAAGGAGCAGCAUGAAAUAGACCCACAAGCUCAGAAUAGUCGCAAUGACAAGAAGACCUUGGAGCCAAUAGAAGCGGAGGAGCCAGCAAGCGAGGGUAGUAGUGCAGCGAUCAAAAACAGGGAACAGAUCUCGUUAUCAAAUAAGGCUGGGUCAUAUCUGCCAAGUGACGUUGUUCAGACUCAGUUACUAGCUAUUCCAGAGGAAGAGGUUGCCUCAAAAAAGCCACAGUUGAAAAUGAAGAAAGAGAAGGAAAGAAAGACGGCGAAACUUUGGGAAGAGUUCAUUUUAUUUUUUACAGUUUGUGCCAACUGA
Lolium perenne is the source of this 844-nucleotide messenger RNA. Lineage: Eukaryota; Viridiplantae; Streptophyta; Magnoliopsida; Poales; Poaceae. The record is from RefSeq and is a predicted model, not a curated record.